This is a messenger RNA of Cucumis sativus (cucumber), 1860 nucleotides long. Its product is annotated as zinc finger CCCH domain-containing protein 25. The record is from RefSeq and is a predicted model, not a curated record. Bases 467 to 1654 code for a protein of 395 amino acids. NCBI's taxonomy places the organism in Eukaryota, Viridiplantae, Streptophyta, Magnoliopsida, Cucurbitales, Cucurbitaceae. The transcript is spliced from 5 exons. Gene Ontology annotation, biological process: mRNA splicing, via spliceosome. Gene Ontology annotation, molecular function: metal ion binding; RNA binding. Gene Ontology annotation, cellular component: precatalytic spliceosome; U2 snRNP; catalytic step 2 spliceosome.
UAUUAUUAUUUUUCCCUCGCUCGUUUCGCGUGCCCCUCCUUCUUCCUCAUUCUCAUUCACGAUUUGGAUGCUCUAGCUGCCGCCCUUAGUUGCUUCUUUUCUUCUUUUCCGUUUAGUUGCUCCGACGAACGCCAACGCACCGUCGCGUCUCCGAUAGCCCAAGCCGCAGCGUCCAUUUCUUCCUUGCCGUCCGACUGCCUCCCGUCGUGGAGCGCGUUUCACGUCUUCUUCAGAUCUGAGCCGCGCGCGCGAGUUUUCUUUUCCAGUUGUUACGCGUUCCCCCUGCUUUCUCCCUCACCCAGUCGCGCACCUCCGUCCGAGCCACUCCUCUCUGUCCCGAUCUACGCGCAUAGAUUCCAGCUUUUCUAAGUCGCCGCUUCUGCCUUGCCACGAACUGUCGGAGUUUUGUUUGGUACCGUUUGAGGUUUGCCCCAGGGGAACAGGGAUUUCGAUUUUCAACUUAGCUAUGAAUCCCUUAACCCUAGUCAAACGCAUCCAGAAAAUAAAUUCUCAAGAGGCAGCGCUUGGGAUUUCUGAGGAAGCUUCAUGGCACGCCAAAUACAAAGAUUCCGCCUACGUUUUCGUCGGAGGCAUUCCUUAUGAUCUCACUGAGGGUGAUCUCCUCGCCGUCUUCGCCCAGUAUGGAGAGAUUGUAGAUGUCAAUCUUAUCAGAGACAAGGGUACAGGAAAAUCAAAAGGCUAUGCCUUUGUUGCAUAUGAAGAUCAGAGAAGUACAAAUCUUGCUGUAGAUAAUUUGAAUGGUGCACAGAUUCUAGGUCGGAUCGUUAGGGUUGAUCAUGUGUCUAAAUAUAAAAAGAAGGAAGAGGAAGAUGAAGAAGAAGAACAAAAAAAGAGGGAAGCUCGGGGUGUUUGUCGUGCCUUUCAAAGGGGUGAAUGUACUCGCGGAGCUGGAUGCAAAUUCUCUCAUGAUGAGCAGAGAGCUGCAGACACGGGCUGGGGGGCGGCAGAAGAUGCAAGUUCAAAAUGGGGGCAUGACAAGUUUGACAGUAGAAAAAAUCACGACAAAGAAUUACAUGCAAAAGGAAGGAAAACUAGUGAUAACUUAGGAAGACAUCCAAGGGAGACUAGUGGAAGCCUGAGGCAGGAAAAUAGACCAAGAGGUUGGGAUGAUAGUAAAGAAUCAGAGCUCAAGUCGAGAGAGGAUCAUGGUGGGAAAGAUGAGAAGAGAUCGAGAAGAUAUGAUCUUGAUGGCAAUUCUGAUCCAAAGUCAGGAGAUGAUCAAUAUAAAGGGGAAGAGAAAAGAUCUAGUAGGAACCACGAUGAUAACAGGAAAGACGAGAAAAGAUCGAGAAAACAUGACAAUGAUGAUGAGAUGAAAUUAGAAGAUGAUCGCUAUAGGAAGGAAGAAAAUAGGUAUAGAAGGAACCAAGACAAUGAACUCCCACAGCAUUCGAGAAGAGACUACAAAACAAGGGAAGAAGACAGAUCAUCAAAAAGGCACGGCGACAAAGAGUAUCCACCAAAGCUGAGGGAAGAUGAUAAAAGAAGGGAAAGAGAUGUAUCGGUAAGACAUCGCUCAGAAUCAUAUAGGAGGGAAAAUCCAGAUGAGAAAAGAGAUUAUCGUUCCUCUCAUGGUGGUAGAGAUUCUUCAUCACAUUCUCAUAGAGAAAGAAACGAGGACCGUCGUAGAUAAAAUGAACGAUUACACAAUGUAUCAUCAUGGUUAGUCCUAUCAUGCUAGGUUCCAACACUAUUGUAGAACAUAACUUGUUUUAUGGCCUGUUUUGUUUCCUUGUAUUGUAUUAGCAACUUUUUUUUAGCCCCACUACUUGUACUAUCAAAGUAGGUAGUAACUCUUUACCGUGGAAAUCUCAUUGAGUAGAAACUUUUACAUGCUAA